UAGUGAAAUAACCGGUAGGACCAGUCUAGAGUAGGGAUCAGCAGAGCAGGCACAGCUUCCUGGAUGGAAACAAAACGCAGGAGCAGAACGGAUAGACACUAACACGCACAAAUACACACACAUACAGGCCAGACAGGACACGAGCGAGCAGGACGUUUGAACAUGUUUAUAGUUUUUCUUUAAGCGCGGUACGAGUGUGAGAAAGGCGGUGUUCUAGCGACAGAAGUGGAAUUAGGCGUUGACAGCAGAGGAACAGAAGAACAGUAGACUGUAUCAACACAUGUGUCACAGUAAGAGCACUGCGGCUGUGGAUCUGGACCCAGGCAGCUCCUACACCCAGUGGUCCACAAGCAAGGAACAUGGAAGGAGGCUGUAGCGCCACAAAGUCCCCAGCAAAACGGCUAAGAGUAGCCUGAUUCUUCCAUCCUUCCCUCCCCGCGUGUCUUCCUCUACCAUGGCCAGCAGGAGUCCCACCCAGAGCCGGGAAGCCGGGGAUUUGGCACCAGGGAUCCUUGAGGCUGGUGCUAAGUCCCAACCGGGGCCCAAGGUCUUCUGCAAGCUGUGUCUCAGCGAGCAGCCAUCUGCAGCUGCCAGGGAGCUGCGGAGCUGCAACUGUGUUUUCUGCACAAUGUGUAUGCAGCAAUAUGUUCAGCUGGCUAUCAAGGAGGGUGGGGGGGCACCCAUCACCUGCCCAGAUAUGGCCUGUUCAAAGACUGGAGUGUUGCUGGACUCUGAGAUUGCUAGCUUGGCCCCAGAAGACCAGGUGGAGCUGUAUCAACGUCUGAAGUUUGAGAGAGGAGUGAAGUUGGACCCCAGUAAAGCCUGGUGCCCGGUGCUCGAAUGCCAGGCGGUGUGCAGCCUGCAGCCGAGCACCGAGGGCCAGCCCACCGCUGUGCCAUGCCCGACCUGUCACACAGUCUUCUGCUCCGGGUGCAGAGAGCCCUGGCAGGACAGCCAUACCUGCCCUGAGCGCCAGACCAUGAUGUCACCCUCACCCUCUCAUGAAAACAGGGCCCGCUCUGACAGCGACCCUGACAUGCCCAUCAAGCAGUGUCCUAUGUGUGGUAUCUACAUUGAGAGGAACCAGGGUUGUGCACAGAUGCUGUGCAAGAGCUGCAAACACACUUUCUGUUGGUACUGUCUGCAGAAUCUGGAUGGUGAUAUUUUCCUGAGGCAUUAUGACAAGGGGCCAUGCAGAAACAAGCUGGGGCACUCCAGGGCUUCGGUUAUGUGGAACAGAACGCAGGUGGUGGGUAUCCUGGUGGGGGUCAGCAUCAUCGUUCUGGUGACCUCUCCGCUUCUCUUGCUGGCCUCGCCGUGCAUCCUGUGCUGCAUCUGCAAGCCCUGCGGCAGGAAGAAGAAAAAGAGGAAGAAGGACCUCAGCAACCCAGACUCCUCCACAUCGUAGCAGCUUCUCAUCAACCCAGUUUGGGAUCACUCCACUAACCUCAUGACACCCAAGGAGUGCAAGUGAUACGUGGUGGAAGAAAAUAAAGUUGUGGAGCAGUGGAGCAUGCUUUCAUGACUCGACAGACUGGAAGCCUUGACUGGUUGAGUAAUGUUGGCGGAAUCAGCAACUGCAGACUUUCUCUUAAAGCUCUGUGAAGGAGCUACUCAAAAUUCACUCUUGAAUGACAAGAGUGUGUAGUUUAUAUGGUGAAGGUGUAAAUAUGAGGAGAAUGAAUGUAAGUAACUCACCUAUGGUAGUUGUUUCCAAAUGCACAACAGGUAGCACGGAGAGAGCAGUGGUUCUGUUAUCGCCACCUCUCUCUCUCUCUCACACACACGCACACACACACACACACACUCUCACACUAUUCAAAAUACAAUCCCACUCUCAUGUGCCAAACAUCAUGAUGCCAAACCAGAGGUGUUAGGUGCUCAAGUGCCUCACUCUACAGUGCCUGGUGCUUGGUUUUAUUUGAUUUGCCUUCCAUUCUGUCUUAUCUUAUGCAAAAAUGUUAGCAUUAUGAAAAUGGACAACAGUCAGGGUUUUACAGGGUUGUAAAUCCCUAAAACAAUGCAAAACAUUCUUUCACGAUGGCAGAAGGCAAACAGCAUCUGGUGUGCACUGUGUAUUCUGUACUGAUAUGAAACAUGAUAGGGCUUCAGUGGUGCACAGAAAACUUUUCUUCUGCUAAUGUUUGUUGUUUUCACCUGGCUUACGUUCUAGACCAAAGGCUCUGAAGGAUAAUGUGUACUUUUUUAAAGUGUGUUCAUUUGUAUGGGUUAUAUGUGUGUAUCGUAUCCUGUCAUCAUUUCUGUGUUUUUGUUGAUGUUUCUGCAUCAGAUAUUUUAUAAAAGCACCACUGUAAAUGAAAUGAAAUAAAUAUGCAUCAGAUGGUA
Scatophagus argus is the source of this 2346-nucleotide messenger RNA. It is a transcript of the gene rnf144b, whose product is annotated as ring finger protein 144B. The record is from RefSeq and is a predicted model, not a curated record. Bases 455 to 1408 code for a protein of 317 amino acids. Gene Ontology annotation, biological process: positive regulation of proteasomal ubiquitin-dependent protein catabolic process; protein polyubiquitination; ubiquitin-dependent protein catabolic process. Gene Ontology annotation, molecular function: ubiquitin conjugating enzyme binding; ubiquitin protein ligase activity; zinc ion binding. Lineage: Eukaryota; Metazoa; Chordata; Actinopteri; Scatophagidae. The transcript has 8 exons. Gene Ontology annotation, cellular component: ubiquitin ligase complex; mitochondrial membrane; cytoplasm.